Trifolium pratense (red clover) is the source of this 1101-nucleotide messenger RNA. RefSeq lists its product as uncharacterized. Lineage: Eukaryota; Viridiplantae; Streptophyta; Magnoliopsida; Fabales; Fabaceae. The record is from RefSeq and is a predicted model, not a curated record. The transcript has 4 exons. The coding region runs from base 1 to 1101 and encodes 366 amino acids.
AUGAUUGGGAGCCUUUUGUAUCUUACAGCAAGUAGACCUGACAUCACCUUUGUUGUUGGUGUGUGUGCAAGAUAUCAGGUCAAACCAAAGAUGAGUCACCUUGUACAAGUUAAAAGAAUUCUGAAGUAUGUUAAUGGCACCAGUGACUAUCGGAUUUUGUACUCACAGACAAAGAACUCUACCUUGGUAGGGUAUUGUGAUGCUGACUGGGCUGAGAGUGCUGAUGAUAGGAAAAGUACAUCAGGAGGUUGUUUCUUUCUAGGUGACAAUCUAAUUUCGUGGUUCAGCAAAGAAACAAAAUUAUGGGACUAUAUAUACAAGAGGAGACUUGCUGUUGAGAGGGAACUGACAAAAGAUGCCCUCAAAUGUCAAGACAUCUUUCACCUCAUCAAGGAAGCAGGUUUGUUGAAAACUGUUGCUGACUUUAGUCCAUGCUAUGAACUCCUUGUCAAAGAAUUCCUUGUCAACAUUCCUGAGGAGUGUGAUAAUCCACUGAGCAAGGAUUAUCAAAAGGUGUAUGUCAGAGGUAAAUGUAUUGACUUUUCUCCUACUGUGAUCAAUAAUUAUCUUGGAAGAUCUGUUGAACCUAAGCCUGAACUAGAGGUGGCUAAUGAUGCUGUAAGUACUGAGAUUACUGCUGGCAAGGUCAAGGUGUGGCCUAAAAACAAGUUAAUACCCACUAGAACCAAAGUUGAUUAUGAUUAUGGUACCUAUAUUUUUGAUCAAACUGUUAAGCACAUUAGAUCCACUGCUGUUAAGAUGCCUAUAGCAUUUCCAUCUUUAUUAUAUGGGAUCAUUUUGGAUCAAUACCCUGAUAUCAAGAUCAUUACUGAUACUCCUAAGAAAAGGGAAACUGCCUUCACCUUUCAUCACAAGUUGUUUGGAGACCAUAAUGUUGCAAACAUUGUUGGGACAUCUACUGGUGCAGCUGGUCCUAUGACUAGAAUGGAGAUCAUUGCUGCUCUAAUGGUGACUGUCAAAGCAAAUAAAGAUGUUGUUGCUGAUGAUGAACCAAAGGAUGCUAAUGACAAUGAAGACUCUGACACUGAGGCUGCUACAGAUGCUAAGGAUGAUGACUCUGGUAGCAGUGAUGAAGAAUGA